AUGCAGGAGAGCUGUCGGUUCGGAUGUGCGCUGUGCCCCGGGGCCAGCCGGGGCGACCAGACGCUGCUGCAGGGGAAAGCCCAGCGGGGAGAGAUGCCCCAGGCAGGGGCCAGCCCGACGGAGUGGACAGCGCUCAGGCCUGAGUCCACCACUCCGGGCAGCGCUCGCCCCGCUUUCGCCUACACCACGGCCUCCGUCUGGGAGCUCGCCUGCACCUCCUCGGCCCUUGGCCUGCUCGAGGACGAGGUGAUGGUGACGGAAGAUAAGAUCGACGCCCUUGCUCUGGCCAAUGUCAACCUUGGGAGCCUCCUCUGCAAUGUCGGGGCCGGACCCGCCCCAGCGGCUCGUGCGGCACCAGCAGGAGGUCCUGCCCCCUCCACUGCUGCUGCCCCCGCCGAGGAAAAGAAAGUGGAAGCGAAGAAAGAAGAAUCGGAGGAGUCUGAUGAUGACUUGGGCUUUGGACGAUUUGCUCAGCCGUCACGGUUCUCUGAACGUCGCCAGGAGCGGAAGAAAAUGAACAUACCCGAGGGAUCGGUGUUGUUCGAGGAGGUUUCCGUGGACUUCACCCAGGAGGAGUGGUGGCUGCUGGACUCCGCCCAGAGACACCUGUACAGGGCUGUGAUGCUGGAGACCUACAGGCACCUGGUGUCGCUGGGCCACUCUGUUCCCAAACCUGAGCUGAUAUCCAAGCUGGAGCAAGGAGAAGAACCAUGGACCUCACAGAGAAAGUCCUCGAAUCAGGGCCACCCAGGGAAAUCCUGUAGCAAGAAGUCAGACCUUAUUGAGCACCAGAGAAUGCCCACAGGAGAGAAACCUGAUGACUGUAACGAAAAUGAGGAGGCCCUGCAGAAGUCGGGCCCCACUCAGAGUGAGAGAACCCACGUGGGAGAGAAAGUCUAUGACGAUAAUAAACGUGGGAAAUCCUGCCAUGAAAAGUCACGCCUUACUCAACGUCAGGAAGGGCAUACAACAGGGAAAGCCAGUGAAUGUAAGGAUAGUGAGGAAGCCAUAAAGAAGUCACGCCUCGCUCCGAAUCAGAAAAUCGACAGAGGAGAGAAAAGCUGUGAAGGUGGUAAGUGUGAGAAAUCCUCCCGCGAGACAUCGAAGCUCCGUCAGCAUCAGAGAACGCACUUGAGGGGGAGAACCGAUGAGGGUAAUGAAAGUGGAGGGGCCUUAAGUAGCAAGUCAGACCUCACUCAAGAUCAGGGCAUUCACAAAAGAAAGAAAACCUGUGACUGUACUCAGUGUGCAAAAGGCUUCCGUAAGAAAGCAGGCCCCACGCAGCAUCAGAGCACGCACACCGGGAAAAAGCCCUACGAGUGUAACGAGUGUGGAAAGUCCUUCUGCGUGAAGUCCAACCUCACUGAACAUCAGAGGACCCACACAGGGGAAAAACCCUAUGAAUGUAACGAAUGUGGAAAAUCCUUCUGCCAGAAGUCAGCCCUCACGGUGCAUCAGAGAACUCACACAGGGGAAAAACCAUACAAAUGUAAUGAAUGUGGGAAAACCUUCUGUGUGAAGUCGAACCUCACUCAGCAUCGAAGGACCCACACGGGAGAGAAACCCUAUAAGUGUAACGAAUGCUGGAGAUCUUUCUGCGUGAAAUCCAACCUUGUUGUACAUCAGAGAACUCACACAGGAGAGAAACCCUACCAAUGUCCCGAAUGUGGGAAGACUUUCUAUGAAAAGUCAGCACUCACAAAACAUCAGAGAAUUCACACAGGGGAAAAACCCUAUGAGUGUCAUGAAUGUAGAAAGACCUUCAGCCAGAGGUCAGCCCUCACCAAACAUCAAAGGAAAACACACAAGAAGAAAACUCCCAUCAACCCUCUGCGGGGGCAGAAGGCGGCACCUACAAGUCAGACCUAA
This is a messenger RNA of Artibeus jamaicensis (Jamaican fruit-eating bat), 1869 nucleotides long. Its product is annotated as zinc finger protein 25-like. Gene Ontology annotation, biological process: negative regulation of transcription by RNA polymerase II. The record is from RefSeq and is a predicted model, not a curated record. Gene Ontology annotation, molecular function: DNA-binding transcription repressor activity, RNA polymerase II-specific. Lineage: Eukaryota; Metazoa; Chordata; Mammalia; Chiroptera; Phyllostomidae.